AUGCAGAGAGGAGGCGGUCAAAUUCCAAUUGGAAGGGGCCAGAAGCUGCCAGAUCGACCCCAACUACCUAUGAUCGGCAAUAGGGGUGGACAACCGCAGAAUCCUGCUGUGCCAGAACGCCCACCCGCCUACCUUGAUCACGCUUCCCUUCCCAUUAAUCCAUAUCCUCCUCAUCCCAUUCACACACUCCCCCCAAAUUUGGUUGGUGUACAGGGUAAACAAUGGUGUUAUGUUACUUGCGGCAACGUGACGUUGAAUACUUCAGAGGAAAACUUCCAGAGAAAAAAGAUCAACCCGCCUGGUUGUUUCAUUGGUGAUUUCAAGGUUACGAGGAGAAAUCUCAGGGAAAUCCCUUCAUACCUCGCGUCGCAUCAAUCAUCCAUGGCUAAUGCGACCAGUAUUCAACUGGGUUAUUCUGGAAGACCGGAUCCUUCUGGAAAAGCCAUAUUCAUGUUCACAUUCUCCAAGACAAUCCGCUCGGGCAAUCAAACCCGCUACGACUAUGCAGCGCCGCGAUAUGGUGUGAUUGUGAGCGACAUGGAUAGAAAUGGAGGACAACAAUCCUUUGAUCGAGACAGUUACCCUCUUUACCAGUUCAAGCCCGUGCCACGCGAGAAUAGUUUUAGCGAAGUUAUGAUAUUAGCUGAUACUCGACGCCUCGACACUACCAGAGGCGAGCUGGGCCUGCUGGCAUGCAGUUUUCAGCUCGAUAGAGGAAGCGACGAGAAAACGCCACCCGACGUACAAUGGCAUCUCUGGCAUCUUGAGAAGCCAGGAGAUGCCGAGCCGUAUGGUAAACAAGUAACCGAAGAACCUGCCCCGCCUGAACUUCAAGGAACCAAAGAAGUUACGGAUGAUGAAUACAAAACCUCCAGAAUCAACAACAACAACAACAACGCUCAUAAUCCGAACAGCAGAAAUGUUCUGAACAAUAAUGGGGUCAACAACAACAAUGCGGGUAACAACGACUCUGAAGGUUUUGAUAUCCUCAACCAAUCGGGCGACGUACAAUAA
Molecule: messenger RNA, 1014 nt
Organism: Bipolaris zeicola 26-R-13
Lineage: Eukaryota; Fungi; Ascomycota; Dothideomycetes; Pleosporales; Pleosporaceae
Exons: 1
Coding region: 1-1014 (337 amino acids)
Source: RefSeq, a predicted model, not a curated record